Molecule: messenger RNA, 1116 nt
Organism: Fonsecaea nubica
Lineage: Eukaryota; Fungi; Ascomycota; Eurotiomycetes; Chaetothyriales; Herpotrichiellaceae
Exons: 7
Coding region: 1-1116 (371 amino acids)
Source: RefSeq, a predicted model, not a curated record
AUGUCGGCGUUCUUCCUCUCUCUGCUCUCUCUGACAGCAUUAGUCCAAAGCUCUCCCAUUCUCUCAGUGAAAACGGUGAAAACAUGUCAAGAGUACAAUAUUCCUCUUAAUCUGACCACUCUGAACCUUAAGUGGGCACUCGAUCCGCUCGAGACCAACGAAGAUGCCGCGGCAUACAGCAUUCAGGGGCAACGACGUGAUGCCAUGACCGUUUUCCAGCCAGUCACGCCUCCUACUGCUCCCGAGACCGCUGUCUACACGGUAGCCGGUACCUUCUGUCAGCCAGCCAGUGGAGGAAAUGGAACGGUCCUGCUAGCUACCCACGGCGGAGGAUACGACAGAUACUACUGGGAUCCCUCCAUUCAACCGGAGAACUACAGCUUCGUGGACUAUGCCGUGGCACGAGGCUAUUCGAUCUUCUAUUAUGACAGAGUAGGUCUCGGCGAGUCCCAGAGCGUCUCUGGCUAUGUCGCGCAGACUUCGAUACACACGGCUGUCGUCAAGGAACUUGUCAAGGUUAUCCGCAGCGGUAAAUUUGGGCAUCCUCCCAGCAAGGUCGCGCUUGUGGGCCAUAGUCUUGGAAGCGCGUACUCGAAUGGCGUCCUGAAUAGCGAUCCGGAUUUGGUGGAUGCAGCGGUCCUCACGGGCUUCGCCUACAACGUCGUUCCUCCUUCAGGAGGCACUACGCUGCUCGCGAAGCUAGAAGAUCCCUUCAGAUUUGGAAGCUUAGACGGUGGUUGGACAACCUGGGCCGACGUCUACUCCAAUAUCCAGAGCUUCUUCAAACCUCCCUUCUAUGAUCGAAAGGUGGUGCAAUGGACCGAGGACAACAAACAACCGACCGGCCUAUUGGAAGGAAUCAGUAUUGGAGCGGCCAACUUUUCUUCUCCCGGGUUCACCGGCCCUGUCUUGAUUCUGAGCGGCGAGUAUGACUUGAUUGCCUGCGGAGGCUACUGUCCGGGAUUCCUCGAAACAGGCCCGAGUCAAGUCUUCCCUGCGGCCAAGCCUCUUGUCACCUAUAUCCAACCCAAGAGUGGGCACGCUGUGAAUUUUGCUUUGAAUGCUACGGGGUCGUUCGAUGUUAUUACGAAAUUUCUAAAGCAAAACGGCAUCUAG